Molecule: messenger RNA, 2984 nt
Organism: Amoebophrya sp. A25
Lineage: Eukaryota; Dinophyceae; Syndiniales; Amoebophryaceae
Source: the annotation of a GenBank genome assembly
AUGCUGUCGUCAGUGCGACGCCCCACUGUGGAAACGUGUCAGCCCACUGGACCUUUCCUUAAUUUUCCUGGCCAGUGUGAGCUAGAGAUUGCCCUGGUGCGCUGGAUCCAAAGCGUGCCCUAUUUCCAAGGCAUCGAUAUCGUCAGCGACAUUCUCCACCCGUCGAAACUUCUAUUCCUCAGUGUCCCGCUCGUCGCUUUCUGCGGAGGUACCUACUUUCCGAUUUUGGAUUUAGAUUGUCGUGUUUGUUUGUAACUACCGGUCGUAGGCUCAUCGGACUAUUUAUUAGGGAAGCGAUGAGGAUGUACUGGCGACUCGUCGUAAAGCGGCUCUUACGAAACUUCUCAAAGGUCCAUCGUGAGAUUAGAAUUUUGCAUAUUGUAAGACGGAUACAGAAAACACACUUCUUUUGUUCUGUGCGAACAAAACGUCAAAUCUUCCAGGUCGCUCUCGCUUCCUGCACGUCUGCCUGCUGGCGUCGGCCCAGAGCGCCGACGUUGCGCAGUAUUUGCUGAAGCAGUCGUGUGCAGGGGAUCGCCCGUUUUGGGUGCAGGGCGCCGAGGACUUGCAACAGUUCCCAACCACAACCUGCGAAUCUGGCUAUGGUUUUCCAAGUGGCCACAACACUGUCCUGGCGGCUGUUUUAAGUGGUCUACUCUGUUUCUUUCCUCGCAGAAACUUCAAUGUAGAGGAUGUAGACAUUAAUCCUCGUAGCGAAGGAACACACGGUGCCAGUGCUGGUCAAGAAGACGGAGAUAGUACUCUAUCGACUUCUGGUGUGGAAGGCCAGCUAAAGGUGGCCGAGGGCGGUGAUGUGAUGUUUGAAAUAUCAUCCGCCAAGGAGAAUGAGCGAACAAACGGAGAAGAAAUUGCGCUGGCAGCGGUCUCGGUUUGCGUCAUGUCGAUGAUCAUCAGUACUAAAUUAUAUACCAUCUUGCAGUAUGAAUCUUACAGUUGUAAUGGUACUGACAUCCGCAUACUUAUUUAUAACUAAUUCAAAUGUUUUUUUCGAUGUACAUACAGGUAUGUGUCGUUACAAAGCUGGUUGCGCAAUGUCACUCUACCUUCUUCUGAGUCUGAUCCUCACCUCAGGUCGGCCCUACGCGAGCGCCCACUUUGUGAGCCACUGUGUGGUCGGUGCCGCCUUUGGUUUGUGCGCGCCCCUGAUUUUUCACCGCGUGGUUAGUUUGUUGGCCUAUAUUGGACAAGCAAGACGGUCUUUCACCGUAUUCCAAGAAAUCUGUUGCACCCUAUUCCUGCUCUCGUUCAUUCCCUUGGUAAUGGCGCUCCAGAAACUGACGAUUUGGGUGAAUCGAGAGCUGCUCGAUCAUGACGUUUUCCGCAGUGUGGCGCUAGCGCGGCCAGGAUGCCGCACAUCGAGAGGUCCUCUGGUUGGAUCCGUCUACCACGGUCCUGUCUACGAGGUGGCCGGAACCGCCUUGUACUUUGCUUUUUGCUUGGGUCACCGAAGUUGGCUGCUGCCUGCGAGCUGGCGACGGAAGUGUGCGGGUGUCAUCAGCCGAGCACAGCGCUAUGCAAAGCGUCCCAGUGACAAUGUGGACGUACUAGAUGCUGGCUCGUCCUUAGUAGUUGAGGAUGAUAACAUUUCAAGCAGGGCUUGUGCUCCUGCAAACCUCGAAGCCAGCACCAUGCACUCAAAGACGUCGAAGGGAACUAAAUCGUCUACCAUGUUGCAGACAAAGACGGCGAAGGGAGCUGCAAAAAAUGAUUCAUCAUUAGAAGACUCUUGUUCGACCACCGACAUAAUGGGAUCCUCUUCCUCAUCCACCGACCACGUCUCGACUUCCUCUUCUCGUGACAGCGCACCCUUUGACAUCCGAAAGCGCACGUCCUCGUUCACAGGCCAAGCAACUACUUCUGGCUCCAUUGGAAAGACAGCAAGUUUGACCUCUCAACUACAAACCGCCAUGAAGACUUUAGUGGGUAAACGACGUUCUUCAGUCGAACGCGACGGCGACGUGGACCUUGACAGCAGCGAAGAUCAAAUAUUAAGGCUGAAAAUGACUCAUCUUGACAGAGUACUUGUUUCAGUUGAACUGUUUCCUUCUCGGAUUCUGAGACUCUUCACGUCGAAGAUGAAUUCUUGUGAGCUCUAAAAGUAGGAGAGGCAGCAGCUGUCACUGAUGGUGCUGCUGCAUCUUCUUCGAAAGUAGUCGCAUCAUCUAGUACAGCGUCAUCUGUACAGGAUACUACUUUUCUAUCGUCGAAGCUUAAGGUGGCUGCAAUGCAAAAGGGCACGUCAUCUUCCUCGUCGCCGGUUUCAGCCAAGACCAUGAAGAGCGCGGCUAACACGAGUAAGCAGGAAAUCAAUGCUCGAGGACGCGCAAAAGGAGCGCAGAGCAAACGGGCGCGCAGUCGGAACGCUACACCAGGGCCUCAGAGACGUCGCAGCCUUACAGAAAAGGACUCCUCAAACCGUCAGUCAACAGCUGAACUGGAUGAUCUCACAGGCGCAACUGCGUCUAGUGAAACUAGUAGUGCUAGUAAGACAGGGAGCAACUACAAAGAACAGGAAGUAGCUCUGAUUACUGGAGAAGUGGCGAUCAGUCCGACAGAGUUUCUUUUCGCAUUGCUGGUGGGAACAGGUAUUUUUGGGCGACAUUUGCCAGGACGAAUUGUGGGUGGUUUUCUCAGAUUAGUGAUUUACGCUCUGUUGCUAGGCCUUUUAGAUGCUGCGAUCAACCACGUGCCUUUAGGCAAAGAACUAAGGCCCUCGCUUUUCAUCUUUGUGUCCUUAUGGCUGAUUUGAGCCAAGCUAUUACUUAUAGAUCAGGAGCUUGUUUUGCUUUUGAUAUGUUGUCGCUCGAAAUUUCUAUGUUGCAGGUUUGAUUUUUACAUCUCGUGUAGCACAAAGGAUGGAGAUGACUAUGUCUUCAGGCUGAAUAACUAUGGUUCUCUAAGGAAGGCAUGAAAUGAACAGAAUUAAAGACUUGGUUUUUUAGACGUACUUACAAGAGUGCCAG